AUGGCGCGCACUUCGUCGAAUGUCAUCCAAAGGUUGAGGGAACUGACCUCGGGGCUCGACUCUCUCGACACAGGACAGAACUCUGCGAACCAAGUCGGUGGUCAGCAGCGCCUUGCCUACUACUGCCGCAACACAAACGUCAACACUAUUCCUCUGGCAUUUCUCAAUGUGAUUAGGGACACUGAGAUGAAUUUUUCGAAUGCUGGAGACGAUUGUAGCAUCUUCCCUGGCACCAAACUGAUCAAAUGCACCCAGAUUGAGGAGGAUAUCAAGACCUGCCAGUCCCUCGGAAAGUCCAUUCUUCUUUCCAUUGGCGGCGCUACUUACUCUGAGGGCGGCUUCAGCUCCCCGGCCGAGGCAAUCAGCUGGGCCGACCGCCUUUGGGCCAUGUUUGGCCCAGUCUCCAAUUCAGACAAGCGCCCCUUUGGCACUGCUGUUAUCGACGGUUUCGAUUUCGAUUUCGAAGCCGUCGCCCAGAACAUGGUCCCCUUUGCCACUCGUCUGCGCUCACUCAUGGACUCCGCCGCUGCCACUUCCGGCAAGAAAUUCCUCUUGAGCUCAGCACCACAAUGCCCUUUCCCAGAUCGCGCUAACAACGACCUUCUGCAAUCUGUGGCAUUCGAUUUUGUCUCUGUCCAGUUCUAUAACAACUACUGUGGUGUACACACCUUCCAAUUUGGCUCCCCUAGUCAGAACAACUUCAACUUUGGCACUUGGGACAACUGGGCUAAGACCGUCAGCAAAAACAAAGAUGUGAAGAUCCUCCUGGGAGUCCCGGGCAGCUCGUCAGCUGCAGGCACCGGGUACAUUGCUGGAAGCCAGCUGGCCAACGUAAUCAAGUACGCCCAAACAUUCUCAAGCUUUGGCGGCGUCAUGAUGUGGGACAUGAGCCAAGUCUGGGCCAACGCCGGCUUCCUCGACAGCGUUGCCUCGGCCCUUGGCUCAACCGGCGGAAGCGGUGUCGGUAUAACCCCGACGAUUGAAACUACCUCAUUGCCUGGUUCCACCACGACUUCUUCCACGCCCGUAGUGCAAACUGCCACUACCUGGGUUACGGUUACGAUCUGGGCUACAGCCACGGUCAACGGCCCCGCGGCGACUGCUAAGAGCACGUCGACUACGACACUGUGGGCUGAAAGUACGACAGCUAUUUCUGCGCCUACUCCGGCUGCUGGGCUGGUCAACCAGUGGGGACAGUGCGGCGGAAAUGGCUAUAAGGGCCUGACCUCCUGCCGGGCUCCGUAUAGCUGUGUCAAGCUCAGUGACUGGUGGUCACACUGCAAUUGAGCGUGGAGCACUCAUUCAUUUCAUCUUUGCUACCCAGAAAAAUGAGUAGUGGAUGGCAGUCGACACUCUGUGGGUUUUGGGCACGAAUUUCCGGUCAUUCUUGAUCGAUAUCGACUGAUGUGGACUGCGCAUUUCCCAUUGCACAUAUCCGGCGUUCUCGUACUCUCUUUGUUUGUAUUUCUGUACAUAUACAAAUACUUUCCUGUUUCUCACCUCUUCGAGCACUCAUGGCACGACUUGAGACGUUAUCGUUCUAUUGAGGACGAUCGAGGGACCUGGGAGGUCAAUAAGUCUUCUCUUAUAUUCUGGUUUUUCUUUGGCCUUACUUGCACAUAAUGCUAGUGGCAUUAUGUCGCAUUCUUCACUCUGGGUUCCCGGUAAAGCUUUAGCUACCAGAUAAAGAUUAGGUAAGUUCGGGAUGUGGGAGAGCGGACCAUGUCACAAUAAGAGCUUAUUAUGAUAUGUUGAUCCAUUUCCUAACGUCCAUUCAACCUAGGCUAUAGGUUUCAUUUUGGUAGUUCUCCCAGCCACAACCCCUUGAUGUUCCUUCGUGGGACGGAGUCAUAGCAGUCCGUGGGCUUUCGGAUUUCUUGUUUUGGGUACCGGGCCGCAAAUGAAUCAACAUAGUAGAUAGCGAGCUAUCACAGGCCGUACUGGGACAAGGUGUUUCUCAAAACAUACCCGCGAACGGUCUUUUG
This is a messenger RNA of Neurospora crassa OR74A, 1985 nucleotides long. RefSeq names its product chitinase (gene gh18-1). The transcript is spliced from 3 exons. The record is from RefSeq and is a predicted model, not a curated record. Gene Ontology annotation, molecular function: chitinase activity; cellulose binding. Gene Ontology annotation, biological process: carbohydrate metabolic process. NCBI's taxonomy places the organism in Eukaryota, Fungi, Ascomycota, Sordariomycetes, Sordariales, Sordariaceae. The coding region runs from base 1 to 1287 and encodes 428 amino acids. Gene Ontology annotation, cellular component: extracellular region.